Messenger RNA from Porites evermanni, 2662 nucleotides. Lineage: Eukaryota; Metazoa; Cnidaria; Anthozoa; Scleractinia; Poritidae. The record is from the annotation of a GenBank genome assembly.
AUGGAAAUCGAAUAUUGUAUGGACGUGGUAAAGCCUUGUAACUUGACGAGAAAGCGACAGGCUGUUCUAGAAUCUCGUACUGAUCACCGCACGAAUGUGGGUUUGAGUUAAUUUACUUUCCUUUUGCACGUGUCUUAACAAUGGUUUUAACGUACUUUUCGCUGUUUUCGUUCUUUCUUUGUUCGUUCUUUGUUAAUCUGGGUUGUAAAUAGUUUGUUGGGAAAGUAAUUCCAAAUCAGGGAUCAAUUUUGUACUCCACAGUUUUUCAGCUUUCGCCACUCACGCGAAAUAGGUUGAAAUGUCUUAUGAUAAUAUAAGUUAAUUUAAGCUUUAAUAAUGUUUUAGUGAAUAGAAAGAUUACAUUGAUUUUAACACUGUCAAUUUGUUUUUUAGAAGCGGCCAUGUCUAGAAAACUCUUCGUGGCAGGCAGAAAAUAUGCUCAAUCAGGAAACAGAAAACAGAUCGCUACAUUCCAGACAGUCCCUAGCAGAACAUAGUCAAUAUCCAAGUCCUCCUACUUUAAAUGUUCACAUAGACAUAAACUGUAAUGUAGUACAUGAACAUGCAAAUCAAGUAAAUGAGGUUCAAGGAAUGGAGCUAGCAUAUGAUUCAGCAAAUGUUCAUCAGUAUCACCUACCGUCCUCAACAGUAAGCGAACGAGAGUUGUUUAUGGCUAAUCGUUCAUCACUGCCUACCUGCCCCCGCUGUUUGACAGGAGAACCAGUAAGUAAAGGACAUUAACAUACAAUCCAAUGUCUCCAUACCUAUAAGUUUUUAUUGCGGAUAAUUCUCCGACGCCAAAAGACACCAACCUUCAUACCACUGAUACCAUCCCAAGGGUUUGCAGUAAGAAUUCUUGUAGCAGGAGAAAGGAGGAACGUUACAGGAGAAUAUAUUGAAAGAGACCCCACAUCUAAAUUAAAAAUAGUCAUAGGCUAUCGAAUGCUAGCCAGAGAUGGCUAAUGAACACCCUGCGUCCCUACCUAUCUAAUACAGACACUUUAGUAAUGUCCACACUAGGAUCUGUUGCUUUGAUGUCCACAGUAAUAAAAGGGUUUGACUGUACCAGAGAAUCAUAACACUCACUGAAGAAUAGGGGAGAGGAACUUCCUGUAUCCUACUUCCCUGCCCCACUCUCAGUGAGAGAUUAACCUUUUCCAGUAUUUUACACAAUGGUGUCCCUUAAUGUUUUAAUGCCUCUUGAAAGGACAAGGUCACCCUGGAAGAUGAUUCUCAUAAGUCCUUCACACCAUAGAAUUUCAUUCACAGACUCAAAAGUUAAGACCACAAUGUACUGCAUAAGAAACAGUACUUCAGGAAAGUACUGCUUAGUAGCUUUCAUUUGAAUGGUCACACCAUAGGAUUUCAUCCACAGACUCAAAAGUUAGAACAACCUUGUACAGCAUAAUAAACAGUACCACAGGAAAGUACUGAUCAGUAGCUUUCAUUUGAAUGGUCACACCAUAGGAUUUCAGCCACAGACUCAAAAGUUAGAACAAGCUUGUACAGCAUAACAAACAGUACCACAGGAAAGUACUGCUCAGUAGCUUUCAUUUGAAUGGUCACAUCAUAGGAUUUCAUCCACAGACUCAAAAGUUAGAACAACCUUCUACAGCAUAUAACCCUGCGAGCAGAGGCCCUUCGAUCUUCCCACUGCUUGCAGGGUAACAGCAUAAUAAAACAGUACCACAAGAAAGUACACUGCUGCUUAGUAGCUUCAUUUACACCACAGGAUUUCAACUGCAAUUGACUAAAAGCAACAGAGAAUAGUGGGACAGACAAGGAAACACCCAGUCUAGCACUUGGGAUAUGUCCCCCACCAAAGUUAAUUUUAGAACAAAUAAAUGCUUGAAAUUUAUUGCAAGUUGGUUUCCAGAAAGAUCCGCAAACUUUUGUUUAGUGUUGUCAUGAGAGAAUUCUACAGUUGCCAUUAUAAUAUUCUGCAUUGUUUGCUUUGAGGCACGGGCAGUCAUGCGUGGAUUUGAGGAUGUUUCAAACAAUUGAUUAAAAUGUGCAGAUGUCUGAGGAAUGAGACUUCCUUUCAAUUGCAUCCUCUAAACAUAACUUUGGUGUAAGUCACAUAUUUCGGCCGAUGUCCUAUGAUUCCCUCUCUGUCCGAUUAUUCUCUAUUGCUAAGAAAGACUACGAGUAGUCCCCCAUUUUUUCCUCAGGGAUAGUAGAGCGAGCGAAAUGCGAGCGCACAUGAAAAUUACCCCACGUGAGAAAGGCGAGACGCAGUGGUGUGGUUUUCACACACACUCGCGUUUUGCUCGCUUUACUAUGCCUGAGGACAAAUGGGGGACUACUUGUAGUCUAUUGCUAAGAGGGUUCAUGAGACUUAGCUGACAAACUCUGUUAUGUCUAUUUACAGGGGCACAUCAGUCAUAUUCAGCUGUCCAGUUAACCACAAACAGAGAUAUACUACAUCCAUGCUGUUGUUCUAAACAUUCAUAAACAUGCGUUUUCCUUCAUGUACUUAGUCAUCUUUUCUACACAGAGUUCUCUUCUGCCACCAUGUACAUACGCACUUUUGAAGUGUUGUAACUUGUUAUUAAAAACUUGUUUUUUUUUAUCAUUAUUUACAAGAGUGUACAGGGUCAAAUUUUUAUUUCUUUUGAAACAGUUUAUUGAUAUGAAAAUAAAAGCGAAAGUAACUAGAAGG